GGUAAUGAGAGUGCAUAUGAACAAAAGUUUAUGGCAAAAAAUUUGAACUUUGUUAAAAGCAAAAUAUAUGCAAUAAUAAAGAAAGAAAAUAUUUUUCUGGGGUUGAGAAAGAGAACAGAGGAAAAGACAGAAAGCACAACGUCAGAGUUAACCGUAGGGUUUCCCUUGGGUAUUGUUUUGGACAGCCUGAGUAAGGGUUGUUCUUAGCUAGAUCCCAGAAGCAAGACUUGUUGUAACAUAUAUACGAAGAACCCAGAUCUAUGGCCCAUGACACAGACUUAGGAUUCAAAAAAUUCCAAAUAUAAGAAAAGAUGAUGAAGGGUUUGAUGUUCCAACAAGAACAGCAGCAGCAGCAACCAUUGGUGGAGGAAAACAUGUCUAAUUUGACUUCUGCAUCCGGUGAAGCUAGUGCUUCCUCAGGCAACAGAACAGAAAUUGGUACCAGUUACCCUCAACAACACCUUGCUUCACCACCAACUCAAACACAGCCUCCACUUAAGAAAAAGAGAAACCUUCCUGGCAACCCAGACCCAGAUGCUGAAGUAAUCGCCUUGUCUCCAAAGACUCUUAUGACAUCGAAUAGGUUCAUUUGUGAGAUCUGUAACAAAGGAUUCCAAAGAGAUCAGAAUCUUCAACUUCAUAGAAGAGGACACAAUUUACCAUGGAAGCUGAAGCAGAGAACAAGCAAAGAGAUAAAGAAGAAGGUGUAUGUGUGUCCAGAAGCCACUUGUGUGCACCAUGACCCAGCAAGAGCCCUGGGAGACCUAACAGGUAUCAAGAAGCACUUCUGCAGAAAGCACGGUGAGAAGAAGUGGAAAUGUGACAAGUGCUCAAAGAAGUAUGCAGUUCAAUCAGACUGGAAAGCUCACUCGAAAACCUGUGGAACAAGGGAGUAUAGAUGUGACUGUGGAACCCUCUUCUCAAGGAGGGACAGUUUCAUAACACACAGAGCCUUCUGUGAUGCAUUAGCAGAGGAGAGUGCAAGAGCAGUGACAGGCAUAGCCAACGCACUUCAACCUGCAGGAGCCUCUUCAGCCUCUCAUCAUCAGAUGAAUAUUCUCCAAACUCAAAACAUUCAUGGUUUCCCAUUGAAGAAAGAGCAACAAAGUUUCAAUCUAAGGGCAGAAAUACCACCUUGGCUUGCCCCACCACCACCCACCGUUGAUCCAAUCUUCUCCCCAAGGUUGGAUCAAGAUCUUAGCCUCAUUGAAAACCCAAACCCUAACCCUAGACUUGGUCCCACUCUUCCUGCAUUUCAACAAACACCUUCACCUCACAUGUCAGCUACAGCGUUGCUGCAGAAAGCAGCUCAGAUGGGUGCAACCAUGAGUACCAAAACUUGCUCUUCACCACCACCCAUGAUCAGGACCCACCAACAAGCUCACGUGCAUGCUGACUAUGGCAAUGGCAACUUCUCAAGCAGUAAUUUUGGUUUAAAUUUGGCACCUUUUGGGAAUAAAGCUGCAGAUGCAGAUGGUGCUCCCUCAGACCCUAUCCUUCAUCAUGUUAUCAACUCUUUCUCUUCUUCUUCUUCUGGGUUUGAAGGAACUUCUUUUGAGGACACUUUUCGUGGGAUUCUCAACACAAACAAAGAUAAUACCAUUGCAAAAACAACCACCACCAGAGAAAGUGAAGCAUUGACGAGAGAUUUCUUGGGUCUUAGACCCCUCUCUCAUAGUGAUAUCCUCACCAUUGCUGAUAUGAGAAACUGCAUGAACUCAUCCCAUGAUCAACAAAACCAAUCCCAAAAGCCCUGGCAAGGUUAGCUAUUAUGCAUAUACAUAUAUAUAUAUAUGUUUGUGUAUGUGGAUUUUCAUUUUUAUCUUUCUUUUAAAUUUAACUUUUGUUUAUGAUAUAUCAUAUAUGCUAUAUAUCUUCCCAAAGGGAAGGACCUUUCAGA
Molecule: messenger RNA, 1900 nt
Organism: Gastrolobium bilobum
Lineage: Eukaryota; Viridiplantae; Streptophyta; Magnoliopsida; Fabales; Fabaceae
Product: protein indeterminate-domain 11-like
Exons: 4
Coding region: 312-1766 (484 amino acids)
Cellular component (GO): nucleus
Molecular function (GO): DNA-binding transcription factor activity
Source: RefSeq, a predicted model, not a curated record